GAAAGUAGAGCAGAGAGUUAGAAAGGAAGGAAAUAGAAGAGGAGAUAAGAUGGAAGGGAGGGAGGAAGAUAGAAAAGAACAGAGAGAGAGAAAUGAAGGAAGGAGAUAGAGAGAAGGAAGAGACAGGAGGGAAGAAAGGAGGGAGAUGAGAGAGCAGACUGGGGAUCGGUGGGAUCGGUGUCAUGUAAUCCGCAGGUUCCGCCUCCAUCCUCUUGUGUUCAGUUCCGAUCAUUCUGUGACUGAUCACUGCCCCCAGUGGACGCCGCUGGUAAUGCACAGUGAGUUUUUGGAGUGCCCCCGGCAUAUUCCUCAGGUUUCGGGUCUGACACCUCUGUCUCUUCAUCCUGACCCCUCACAUUACGCUGGGACACAAUGGACCGUGACCCCUGACCCCUCGGUGCUGUCGGGUCGGUGGGCGCUGCUGUCAUCCCAUAGAUGUUCCUGCAACAAGUUCCCGGGACCGGAGCGGCGCCCCCUUCUCCGCAGCAUCAGCUCCGCCUCGCCCCCUCCCGGCCGCCUCCUGCCCCUGCACCCCCCUCUAUUCCGCUGGAUCCUCUCUAAUUGGUCCUGGGGGAGGCUCUGGGAUUUGGGGUGGAGGCUGCUCCUCUCCGGAUCACAUUCUGCCAUUGGUGCUCGGCAGCUUCAUAUAAACUGGAGGCUGAGAUCUGAGGAGGAACUUGUCCGGUCCUCACAGGAGGCUGCACGAUUAACCCCUUCACUGCUCCAGGAGACCCGACCACAGUCCCACCAGGAUUAACCCCUCCGGCACUGCGGUCCUCGGCUCCGGGGCUGCGGACACUUGUUGCGGGAUCUGCUGCAGGAUCGCGGCUCCGGGCAGUGGAUUGCGCCCCCCGCAGAUCUCCGGAGUGAGGACAUCAGGAGGGGGCACACUCCCCACCCCCCAUCCGCUCGGUGCCAGGGUGGGGGGCACUGGGCAGCACUUUGUGGACUUGAUGGAUGUGCGGUGGAUGCGGCUGCUGAGUCUCCGGGAGAUCGGUGGAUGAGCCGGGGAGAUCGGUGGAUGAGCCGGGGAGAUCGGUGAAUGAGCCGGGGAGAUCGGUGGAUGAGCCGGGGAUUCCUUCACUGAGCACCUGGAGCCGGGAAAGAGCUGUGCACGGGCUGGAUUGGCACUCGGAGCCGGGCAGACGAGCUGUGCACGGGCUGGAUUGGCACUCGGAGCCGGGAAAGAGCUGUGCACGGGCUGGAUUGGCACUUGGAGCCGGGAAAGAGCUGUGCACGGGCUGGAUUGGCACUUGGAGCCGGGAGACGAGCUGUGCCCGGGCUGGAUUGGCACUUGGAGCCGGGAAAGAGCUGUGCACGGGCUGGAUUGGCACUUGGAGCCGGGAAAGAGCUGUGCACGGGCUGGAUUGGCACUUGGAGCCGGGAAAGAGCUGUGCACGGGCUGGAUUGGCACUUGGUGCCGGGAGACCAGCUGUGCCCGGGCUGGAUGCUGCUGGGAUCUGCGGACGCCCAGGAUGGGGAUCUUGUGGCUUCUGCUUCUGUCUCUGCUCCCCGGAUCCGGCAGCGGACAAGGCGCUUAUGCGCCGGCUCAGGCUCAGAUAAUUCACGCCGGUCAGGCGUGCGUGGUGAAAGAGGACAACAUGAGCGAGCGGGUCUACACCAUCCGAGAGGGCGAUACGCUAGUGCUGCAGUGUCUGAUCAGUGGGCACCCACGACCGCAGGUUCGGUGGACAAAAACUGCAGGCAGUGCAUCAGAGAAGUUCCAGGAGACCUCCAUCUACAACGAAACAUUACGCAUCGAGAAGGUCCAGAGGAUGCAGGGAGGUCGAUACUAUUGUAAAGCCGAGAAUGGGGUUGGGGUCCCCGCCAUCAAGUCCAUUCGAGUAGAUGUGCAGUAUCUAGAUGAACCCAUUUUAACCAUUCACCAGACCAUCAGUGAUGUACGAGGAAGCUUCUAUCAGGAGAAGACUGUGUUCCUUCGAUGUACUGUCAGCUCUAACCCACCCGCUCGCUUCAUCUGGAAACGGGAGAAGGAGACUCUGUCACACAAUCAAGACAAUGGCGUAGACAUCUACGAACCGCUCUACACACAGGGUGAAACCAAAGUAUUGAAGUUGAAGAAUUUGCGGCCGCAGGACUACGCCAACUACACGUGCCAGGUGUCGGUCCGCAACGUCUGUGGGAUCCCAGAUAAAUCCAUCACCUUCCGCCUCACCAAUAAGACAGGAGCACCUUGGUGGGGACGAACAGGAGGUGACAAAAAGCUGAUUAGAAGCAAGAAAUCGCUCCAGUCUCCCCUAUGGCUCAAAGCAGAGGCCGCUCCUCCUGCGCUCAGGAUGUCAGUGAAUGAGACGCUGGUGGUGAACCCCGGAGAUAACAUCACCAUGCAGUGCACCCUCACCGGAGGAGACCCCCCACCCAAGGCCGUCUGGUCUCACUCCCCCAACCCUAUGCCGCGCAACAGCUUCAGUAAAGGGGGAAACCUGACUAUAUGGAACAUCACAACACAGGACUCCGGCUUUUAUAACUGCACAGCCCUCAACAAUGUGGGGAACCCCGCCAAGAAGACGGUCAACCUCCUAGUGAGAUCGAUGAGGAACCUCACCUAUCAGAUCACCCCGGACCUCAUCAAGGAGAGCGAGAGCAUCCAGCUGGGCCAGGACCUGAAGCUUUCCUGCCAUGUGGACGCGGUGCCGCAGGACAAGGUCCAGUACACCUGGUACAAGAACCAGAAGGUCAUCAAGACCUCUGACCGGAUCCUCAUCACCAGGAACGACCCCGAACUCCCCCCGGUCACCAGCAGCCUGGAGAUCAUUGAACUGCGCUUCAGUGACUACGGCACCUACCUGUGUGAAGCUUCGCUACCCAACCUGCCCACCACCAUGAACAGCAGCGAAAUCAACAUCUCCGCCGAGACAGUCCCUCCGUCCAUCAGCGUCCCCAAGGGGCAGCUCGUCAUCACCAAACGGGAAGGCUCCACGGCAGAGCUGCAGUGCGAGGUGCGGGGGAAACCGCUGCCCCCCGUCCUGUGGACCCGGGUGGACCCCAAGGAGGCCUCGUUCCCCAACGGCGAAAUGAUAGUGGAAACUCUGGACGGAAAACUGAGGCUGGAAAACAUCACCCGAGAAAUGAGCGGAACCUAUAAGUGUCAAAUAGCGAGAUACAACGGCUUCAACAUCCGCUCGCGGGAGGCCAUGGUGCAGCUCAACGUGCAGUUCGCUCCGGUUGUGGAGCCUAAGUUCCAGGAUAUCCGGUUGGCGAUGAAGCGCAGCGUCGCUCUGAGGUGUAACAUGUUGAAGGGGAGUCCGGUGAAGGUGGCCACUGCGGUUUGGAGGUUUAAUCGGAAUCUGUUGAAUGUCCCCGCUCUGGAUCAGCAGGAGUUCUCCGAAUACAAGAUCAACAGCACCAGCCGGGAGACGAGCGGCACCUACGAGUGCACCAUCUCCAACGACGUGGGCUCCGAUUCCUGUGUCUUUCAGGUGACUGGCAGAGCCUAUAACCCCGAGUUCUACUAUGACACCCUGAACCCCAUCGAGAGCUACAAACAGUUCAAGAAUUAUUCGUAUCUCAUCCAGUGGACGCAGAAGGAGCCGGGCGCGGUGGAUCCCAUCCUCCACUACAAGCUGGAGCUGAAGCCGCCAAACAUGAAGGGAAUGAACAGUUUUGUGGUGACCGGCCGGGAUAUGAGGAAAGGCUUCCUGUACGAGCACCGACUGAUCGAUCUGAAGAUCCCUCAAAACUACGAGGUCAAAAUUACCCCCCACACCGUGGCGGGACCGGGAGACUCCGCCUCCAGGAGCAUCCGCUACAAAGAGCCUGUCAACUACCCGAGCCUGUCAGAUAGCACCUGCCGCUUCGAGGACGAGAAGCUCUGCGGAUUCGUGCAGGAUAAAUACGACACCUUCGAUUGGAUCCGUCAGAGCAAACUGACCCAGAGCCUUAGGAGGACGGCAAAUACGGGGCCCGAAAUGGAUCGCAGCGGAACCCCGGAAGGUUUCUAUAUGUUUAUUGAGGCCUCGAGACCGCGCCGUUUUGGGGACAAGGCGAGACUCAUCAGCCCCCAGUACAACAUCAGCUCCAAGUUUCCAUCUCUGAAAACCACGUAUUGUGUGUCCUUCUACUAUCAUAUGUACGGGAGGCAUAUAGGUAACUUAACAGUUUUUUUGCGUCUUAAGAAUAUUGACGCCCAAGAUAUUCCUGUGUGGGUGAAGAAGGGCGACCAAGGGAACAAAUGGCAGCUAGAGAACCUGCAGCUCAGCCCAACAGCGCCAUUCCAGAUCGUGUUCGAAUGCGUGAUUGGAAAAGGCGUGGAGGGAGACAUGGCCAUCGAUGACGUCACGAUAAAGAAGGGAGAGUGUCCGAAAAGACAGAUUCCCCCAACAAAAGCAGUAGCGGCGCCCAGCAGCGCCCCCCAUCACCCCGUCUCAGGACUCCUCCUCUGGCUCGUAUCUUUCCUCCUCUUCGUGCUCCUGAGAUGAUACAAAGCGCCUGGAUCUGCUGGAUUCCCACCGAGGCCUCCCCCCCCCAAAACCUUCUGCCCUUUCCUCCUCUUUCCUUCUUCACGACACACACCAAAGUGUCCAGAUGUUACCAAAGACCGGCGAGCAUGACUGCUUGAAGGACCCCACAACGGACUGAGGGAUCCCUUUAAGAAGAUCAUUGCGUCUUACAAUACGAGGGGAGAGAACAAAAAAAAAACUCAAGAAGGAAUUACUAAAAGGCGAGAGACGAAGACGAUAGGGACGCGAUAAGACUAAAUACUGGGAGAUGUUCAGACGUCCACACGGGGGAUGUGGAAUAAAAAUAAUCAUAAAAAAUAUACUGAACUGUAUGGAAAAUAUAAGCACAAAUAUUUCUAUAGAGACUGUGGAGACCGUGGCUGGGAGAAUGUUACUCUGCCCCGGGGCAGGGACCUUGUAGGACACGUUCCGGCCUCUGUCUAUGAUUUUCUAAGUAGAUCCCUUGCGUGCUGCUCAAUGUCAUAUAAGCUCAUGUAUGCUCAUGCCAGAUGCAUGUCCUUCUGAGUUCAUAUGUUCAUCUAUGUCCAUGUAAUCACGUGUCCGUCCCAUCACAGACUCCAUUCCUGACAUCCCUGGUCAUCCAGAGAGCGCAGACCCUCCAAAGGGACAACAAUGAUUGUAGACUGUAGUUCUGAGCUCAUUCUAGGUCUUCUCAUGGACCAUUCUAGGUCUUCUCAUGGACCAUUUUAGGUUAUCUCAUGGACCAUUCUAGGUUAUCUCAUGGACCAUUCUAGGUCUUCUUAUGGACGGGGUCAUCGCGCCAUGAGCCCAUGUAUUGAGCUCGAUCGGUCAGAAGGGGCCGAGGCCUGGAGACCGCCAACAGCUUGCUGCAUUAGGCAUCUAUUAUAGAGGGGUAUGUACAAUGGCGGCUGCAGAGUAUCCAGCUAAUAUUUAGUGGUUUAUCUAUAUCCUGACACAUAAACGUUUAGCGUCUCCACCAACAAAAAGUGCCCAAUAGAAACCCAGGUAUAUGUGUGUUGACUACCACACCCACCAUCCAUCCAGACCCGUCACCAUCCGUCAUUCACCAUGACUCAUAGUUUUCCGCAGGGGACAGAGGUCAUCUGAUCUAUAGGAUGACAUUUAGAAUAUUGUUACCAAAUCUGAAAAAAUUUUAAAUAAACUGGUAUCCUUUUC
Hyla sarda is the source of this 5618-nucleotide messenger RNA. RefSeq names its product MAM domain containing glycosylphosphatidylinositol anchor 1 (gene MDGA1). The transcript is spliced from 18 exons. Bases 1476 to 4439 code for a protein of 987 amino acids. Lineage: Eukaryota; Metazoa; Chordata; Amphibia; Anura; Hylidae. Gene Ontology annotation, molecular function: protein binding. Gene Ontology annotation, biological process: homophilic cell-cell adhesion. The record is from RefSeq and is a predicted model, not a curated record. Gene Ontology annotation, cellular component: plasma membrane.